Molecule: messenger RNA, 765 nt
Organism: Diplodia corticola
Lineage: Eukaryota; Fungi; Ascomycota; Dothideomycetes; Botryosphaeriales; Botryosphaeriaceae
Exons: 1
Coding region: 1-765 (254 amino acids)
Source: RefSeq, a predicted model, not a curated record
AUGGACGGCCCCACCCUCGACCUCGACCUCGACCUCGACCCAUUCGACUCCCUCCUCUCCCUCGAAGACCAAUACUACACCGAAGGCCACGCCCUCGGCGUCGCCGACGGCUCGCGCGCCGGCCGCAUCGAAGGCCGCGUCUUCGGGCUCGAAAAGGGCUUCGAGAAAUUCGCCGCCAUGGGCCACCUCCACGGCAAAGCCGCCGUCUGGGCGUCCCGCCUACCACCACCACCACCACCGAAGAACAACAACAACAACAGCGAAACCCCCCAGCACGCUCCCCCGAAACACGACGAUCCCACCACCACGACAGCGCCUUCCCUCCCCCCACUGCAGGCCGGCAGCAACACCAACACUACCAAUCCCCGGCUCGCCAAGCACAUCACGACGCUGCACGCGCUGACGGAGCCGGCGAGCCUGUCGACGCAAAACGACGAGGAGGGCGUCGCGGACUUUGACGACCGGCUCAAGCGCGCGCAGGCCAAGGCCAAGAUUGUGGAGAAGCUGGUCGGCGAGGGACAGGAGGUGGGCGAGCUGCAGAGCGGCGCUGGUGAUGUCGCCGCUGCUGCUGCUGUUGCUGCGGAUGGCGGUGGUGGUGGAGCGGGCGCAUCGACGGCGGCGGGGGCAGAGGUGGCGCUCAGGGCCAAGGCCAAGGGCCCGAGGAGGAUUGGGGUGAAGAUGGUUCAGAAGAGGAAGGAUGGGGGACGGGGCGAGGAGAGGAGCAUGGAGGAUUUUGGGGCGCCGGUGAAGGAUGGGCGGUCUUGA